Messenger RNA from Microthlaspi erraticum, 333 nucleotides. Lineage: Eukaryota; Viridiplantae; Streptophyta; Magnoliopsida; Brassicales; Brassicaceae. The record is from the annotation of a GenBank genome assembly.
AUGUCCGCUGCUGUCACUGGCCUCGUUUACUUUCUCAGCAAUUCUCUGGCCAUUGAGGUUUCUUUUCCCCAUUUUCCGAGUUUUAUCCAGUUGACCAAGAUAUGCCUCACUGAGCUAAGAUUCCUAGAGAUUACUAUGUUUAUCAAUUCUUGUAGCUUACUCAUGGCCUUGUCAUUGUGGGGCUUGCAAUUGGUUCAUUGUGGAGAAAACAAGGUAAACGUGUACUGGGACAUAGAGGAUUGCAAGAUCCCUGAUGGGUCAAGUCUUGAAGAGGUUGCGAGUAACAUAAAAAGUGCCCUAAAAACGCUGGUUGUGUUGGUCCGGUUUCAAUGA